This is a messenger RNA of Trichomycterus rosablanca, 6843 nucleotides long. RefSeq names its product centriolin (gene cntrl). Bases 385 to 6426 code for a protein of 2013 amino acids. Lineage: Eukaryota; Metazoa; Chordata; Actinopteri; Siluriformes; Trichomycteridae. Gene Ontology annotation, molecular function: protein binding. Gene Ontology annotation, cellular component: cytoskeleton. The record is from RefSeq and is a predicted model, not a curated record. The transcript has 41 exons.
UCAAGCAGAGCGCUAAGUUUAGGUUCAUCGCUUGGGCGCUACAGUUGUAUUGAUAUAACACAAGCGACUGGACAUGCAUCAAAGAAUGUACUCAGUGAUGAUGAUGAAGUAAGACGUACAGGAAUACGAUACAUCACAGAGGAUUUGAUCAAAAAGUUGACCAAACAAGACAAUGUAACCCUUAUACGGUCCGUGAAUCUCUCCACUACUCAUGGUGAUAAAGUUUUCAGGUACAUUGAGAACUUGGACAAAUGUGAGCGUCUUCAAGUUCUCAACCUGAGUAACAACAGCAUUGAAAAAAUUGAGAAACUGGAGAAGCUUAAUAAAUUACAAGAACUGCAUCUUUCCAAUAACAAAAUACGAAAAAUUGAAGGUUUGGAGCACAUGGUGAACCUUAAGAUUCUGAAUCUGGCAAACAACAGCAUUGAACAAGUUCCUCUUUGGCUAGCUAAAAAGCUAAGAUCUCUUCAGACCCUGAACUUUCAGAAAAACAACAUUUUCUCGCUUCAUGAGCUAGUCAAACUGAAGCUUCUGAAAAACCUAACUGAACUGAAAUCAGCAGAGAACCCUGUAUCGAACCUAGCCCACUACCGCCUGUACAUAGUCUUCCAUCUGCGAUCACUAGAAUUGCUGGAUGGACAACUGAUCAGUGAACAGGAAAGAGAGCAAGCCCAUCAGCGCUUUUACACUGAGGAGGUUGAACGUCUGGAGCAGGAGCUGGAGGAGAAAGGGUCCGAAAUAGAUCGACUACAGAAGGAGAAGUCUGUUGCGCUAAAGGAGCUUGAACAGCAGGAAAACCUGCAACAAAGCCUGAGACUGCAAAGCCAAGAGCAACAACGUCGACAAGAACAGCUUGAAAUGGAACUCGACACCAAGUCUGAACUGCUGAAGCAGAAGACCUCUGAGCUGACCCGGGCCUGCCAGAAGCAGUAUGAACUAGAGCAAGAGUUGGCUUUUCAUAAGAUUGAUGCUAAGUUUGAGCCACUUCCGUAUGAUCAUAAUCAUGAUUUGGAGGGAGAUAAUGUGCUGACUGAGAGUCCUUACAUUGGAAAGGCUCGUCACAAAAGGAACACACUUGUGACAGACAGUGUAGAUACAGGGGACAGACGCUUGUCCACAGGGGGUCACACACUGUUGGACAGCACAAAGAAAGAUGACACUAGACAUGUUCUGGCAGGUCAUUCAGAUCAUGGUGUGUUUAAAGCAGAGGAGCGGCUCCAGCAGCUGAGUGAGGAACUGAAGCACAAAGAAAAACAGAUUCUGAGAGCCAGCAUGGAGCUUCAGCAACUAGAAGAGGCAGCAGCUCAAAAAAGAAUUUCAGAAGCAGAAAAUGAGCGUCCCAGGAGGCAGCUAGAGGCAAAGAUUCAGAGGUUAGGUGAGCUGCAACAUGAGGCCGAGACCCUGGAGAAGCAGUUGGACAAGCACAGUGCUGAAAUGAGCCAGACUCAGGAGGAGAUGGAGCAUCUGCAGAACUUACUACAGACUCUGGAACUAGAAGACCCCAGACAUGCUUAUGUGAAGGAUCAGCUGGCCAGCAAAAGUCAGCUGCUGGCCAUUAUGAGCAGGAAGCAGCACGAGUUAGAAGGUCGGCUGGAUGACAUGCUCACGCGUAUCACAAAGGAGACUCAAGAGAUUAAAGACCUAGAACAACAGCUUACAGAUGGUCAGAUAGAAGUUAACGAGGCCUUGAAGAAUGAUCUGGAGGGCAUAAUUUCUGGACUGCAGGAAUACCUGCAUGGGGUGAAGGAUCAGGCUCGACAGGCUCAAGCUGACUGUCUGCGCCUGCAGAGGGAAAGGGACACACUGCAGCUUCUUCUCCAGGACAAAGAGCAGCAGGUCAUCCAACUACAGGAAGCAGCCCAGAUUUCUGAAUGUGCACAAAAGGAGUUUUUGCAGCAUGAGGAGAUGUUGCAGGCUCUUAUAAGAGAGAAUGCUGAGCUUAGGGAAGCUCAGGGUCAUGUCAGUACAUAUGAGUCUGAAUUGGAGGCUCAGCUGCAAGAAAAAGACACAGAGGCUGGCCAGUUAAAAGAGGAGCUGAGUCGUUUGCAGCGUCUCAGUCAGCUAGAGCACUCUGCACUACAGGCGGAGCUCCAGAAGGAAAGACAGGCCAAAGAGAAUGCUUUAGCCCAGCUGCAGCUGGCUGCAGAAAGAGAACUGGAAAACAAUGAGCUUCUGCAACAGCUCAACAUAGUGCAGAGGGAAAAAGGUGCUCUAAUGGAAAAAAUCAGUGAUCUGCAUAAUGAAUUGCAGCAGGUUAGGAGGGAGCUGAUGUGUCCUAAACAGGUGGUCAGUUUGGUGGAGGGCCUGAGAAAAAGCAUUGCAACAGGGUCGGGUGAUUUAAGCAUGUUCAAUGGGACGGGAGAUCUGUUGAGUGAAAGCCUUGCUAACCUGCAGGACGAGUUGCAUUGCUCCGUUUCUGCUGCUUUGAAAGACCGUGAUGAAGCCCAGCGUGCUCAGGACAGACUGACACGUGAGCUGGGCUCUCUUAAACACAGGCUCAGAAACUAUGAGCAGAAAUACCAGAGUGUGUGUGAGGAGGCUAAACAGAUCAGGGCAGCAGAGAGGCAGGAGGAGGCUGAGCUUAUACAGCUCAGGGAGGAUCUUCAUGAGGCGCACGAGCAAGAGUAUGUGAUGCUGCAGCGAUUGCAAGAAGCUGAGAGUGAAAGAGAUCGCCUGCUGUCUGAGCUAGAGGAGCAAGACAAACAGAUAAAGACUAAUGAGACUCUAACACAAGAUCAGGUACAGUCUUUGGAUCUGGAGUUACAGGAGCUCAGGAGAUCCUUCACCACAGCUGAUCGAAUGGCUGUCGAGCAGCUGAAUGCUGCCAAGGACAAGAUUCGCUCCCUCCAUAGCACUGUGCAGAAAAUCAGCCAGGAGAGAGCAGAGAAUGCAGAGGAGCUUGAAGAAUCAAGGAUACAAGCUGAACAAGCCAUGCAAGAUCUAACAAGGGCAGAGGCAGAGAUCCAAGUUUUGCAGAAGCUGCUUCAAGACAGGGUUCAUGUAUUUGACGAGCCGGUGGAUAGCUUUGAUGGCCCACACUCCAGUAUUCUUCAGCCAGAGUUAGCCCGACUAAACCAGGCUUUGAAAAGACAACAGGCUCAGACCAAAAGGCUCAGAGACCAGUUGGCUCAAGCAAACUAUGACAACAGAGGAAACCUAGAGGAUCUGCUUGAAGAAAUCGAAGCCCUUAGGGAUACUCUACUGCAGCAAAGCAACUAUCUCUCCAGUUUCGGUCAGACUUCACACAAUGGAGGCCACUGGUAUUAUAUACCCGCCAACCAAAAUCCCCCAAGUCUUGGUUCUCAGGCCACACAGGACUCAGGGCUGGGCUCUCAGUAUGUCCCAUCCCCUGAUCGAGGGAAGCGUUUCAGGGGCAGGCAGCACAAAGGGACAAAACCCCCUUCCAGCAGAGGUUAUUGGGUCUAUUCUCCUCGUCCACAUGACCAACACCAUUACAUAGACAGAGAUACUUCAUACAGAAACAGUGAUGGUGAGAGUCAUGAGGAUGGGAUUAGAGGAUCUUGUUUUACACCUCCACCCGGAUCAGUCAUCUACACUGUGCCCCCUGACGGCACCCCUCUCCCUCCAGGCACAGUCAUUUAUGCUCCUCCGGUACCAGGCUUGGCUGUGCAUCCUGGUGCAGUGUUUUAUGGCCCUCCUCCUGAUGGGGUCAGGCUUGUGUAUGGCCCUCCACCCAGUGGUCUACAUAUACCUCUGAUCUCUAAUGGAACUCUGCUAUGCAAUGUCCCCGGUCAUCUGGAUUUGGAGUGCUCACUCAAAGAUGCAGAACGUUGUUUGAGGGAGCAAGAGUCAGGCAAAGAGGUUGUUGGACAGGAGCUGCUCAAGCUAGAGGAGCAGAGAUCAGAGUUGCAGAUGCAGCUUAAAGAGCUGCGACGUGCUGUGAGCCGACUGCAACACCACAGGAGGCUGUUGGAGAGUUCAGUAAGCAGUGCAGAGGAGGAGAGUGUAAUAGGAGAGGUAAAAUGUCUGGAGAAAACACUGCUUCAACGCAGGACAGAGUUACGAGAGACAGACCGUCUACUUCUGGAGGCUGAGGCAGACCUGAAGGAUAGAAGAUCUAAGACCAAUGACAUUCAGCAACGCCACAGUGAAGCUGAAAGGCGGUUGAAAGACACAGAACGUGACCUGGAAGAAGCAGAGUGGCGGGCUCAGGAUAACGCCAAACAGCGAACACACGCCAAACAGCAGCUGCGAGACCUUCAGGAAGAAAUUACAGAUCUACAGAGACGUAAGCAGAAUGAAGAACUCACACUACAGAAAUUAGAAAAAAUGAUAGCGGCUCGAGAAGCAGAGUUAGAGGUUGUCAGCAGAAAUUUAGAAAGAGCAACCAAUGAACUGCAGAACUUAACGAAAGAGCUAAGAGAAAAACAGAGCCAGGAAGCAAGGCUGCUUGUGAGCUGCAAAGACUCUGAAGAAACUGUAAACCAGUGGAAAAAAAAACUGGAACAUCUCAACAAGCAGAUAUUGGUGGCAAAAGAGGAGCAGUCUCUUUUAGGACGGAAGCUGGAGCAAUGGCGGGAAGAAGAGGGAGUCAUGAGGGCCAGUGUGGAUAGAAAUAGGUUUGGCCUUGUAGGAGUCCUAAGGCAGGGAGAAGAUGAAGCAUAUGGCUUGCAACAACGUAUUAAGGACUUGCAUGCAGAUAUGCAGAAUCUGGCUGUGCAGAAAGGAGAGCUGGACACUCAGCUAUCAGACAGAAAGAGCAGACUGGUUAAGUAUAAAAAAGAGGAACAGAAAUCAAAAGUGACAGUGCAGAAAUUGCGCUCAGUCAUCAGCAAGCACAAAGAAGACCUGAAGCAUGUACUGGACAUGAUCCAGCUGGAGAGUGGGGAGCUAGAGCGAGUAAAGUCUCAGCACAGCCAGAAACUGGACCAGCUGGAGAAGAGCAAUGAGAAUUUACUUCAGGUACGUUUAGAGUUGCAGACAAUGCAACAGGAGCUGGAGGAACAGCGUAGUGAGCAGGAACGACAGAGGAGGCUACAGGAGGAGGAAAUACGUACUCUAAAAGAGAAGCUUGAUGUCACGACCGCACAAAGGAGCAGCCUGAUGGAGCAGUGCACCAACCUGGAGGCUCGCCGCACCCAUGCUAACAGGUGCCUUGAAACAGCAGAGGAGGGAGCCCGGAAAGCUGAGGCAGAGAUGCUAAAAAUACAGGGAGAGCUGACCAAGCUGAAGCAAGAGCACAGACAGGCCCAAAGCAACCAAGAGGAGAUUAAGAGAGAUAUUGCUGCAACCCAGAAACAGCUUGAGGAAAAGACCGAAGAGCUGAAUAAAGUAAAAGAAAAUGUUGCACAUUCAAGACGUCAGCAAGAGGAGAUUAGAAAGGAUGCAAAAAAGUCUCAGCAAGAGCUGGAUGAUUUUGCCGAGCAGCAGCAGGAGCAGAAAGCUGUGCUGCUAGACAAAACCCAGAGACGACAACAAAGAGUGGACAAACUGGAGCAGCAGCUGAAGGAGCUGGAGACUGCAGUGGCAUGGAAGCGGACACAGUUUGAAGAAGAGGAAGAGCGCAUGAAGACGCAGCAGCAGCAGAGUUUAGAGUUAGAGGAACUGCAGAUACAGCAGCAACAGAAGCUGCAGUCCCAGUUGCAGGUAUUAGAGGAAGCUCUAGCUCAGCGUGUGGAGAAGAUGGACCAGGUCUCUGCGGCUGUGGAAGAGCUGGAAGAGAAAAGGUGCUUCAUGCUGGCAGACCAGAAGCAGUGUGCCCUACUGCAGGAUAGAGUGGCACAGUUGGAGCAGCACCUGGCUGAGAGUGAGGCCAGGCUUCGGGCCAGCACAGAGGAGCAGAGGGAGUUGAGACAGGAGCUGGAUACAUACCGUUCUAAGAUCCAGCUACUUCAAGAGACUCUAGGCACAGAAAGGACUCAGACAGAGCUGUGGGGGCAGGCAGAGGGAAAGGCUCACCUGCGAGAAAUUAGGGAUACAGCUCGCUCUCUGAGACCUGAAGUCCAAGCAGAGCUGGACAACAGUAUGAAGGAGCUGAAGUUUCAGUCCAUGGACUACUCAGACACAGAAAACUACGAGGAGAACAAUUCAUCAGCUCCAGGAAAUGACAAGAAGUGGGAAGGAGAACUGCGAAGAGAGAAACUGAAGCAGCAUGAAGAUAAUCUAAAGGCACAGCUGCGCAGGACCAUGUACUCCCAGCAAGAGGCCCUGAGUCUGCGCAGAAAGCAGACCGAGGGAAGCAUUCAGGGUCUGCGCAGACGAGUAGACCAGCUGGACCAGCUACUGGGCAAAUCUGACCAUGAUCCACCUUACCUAAGUGACUCCGAGAUCCUUACCAAAUACAGCUAUUUUGAGACUGACAGAUGGAGACCUCACGGGAGUGAAGACUACUCCUUUAGUCCAGUGAGGCUGGAUUCUUCCAUCCCUGAAAAGGACCAAACACACCUGCUAAACCAAAUGUACUGAUGACUUCAGGCACUAAGUUAGGAGGUACAGUGUCUCUUAUGCAAAACAAAAGAGACUAGCCUGCAGAAAUUAUUUUGAUCCCAGGCACAGUAAAGAAGGUAAACAUGAAGUAAAAAUGUUAGUAGCUGUGUUGAGAUUUGGCUUCUGCUACCUCAGCACCAAAUAAAGAUGCAAGCAAUGGAUUUUUAAUUCAUUGUUGAUGGUUAACAUGUAUUCACUGUUACUAAAAUGUGCAUUUUUACUCUAUGAUACAAACUAAAUUAUUUGUUAAAUUUUGGUUUUUAAACUUCUGUGAACUUUUACUUUUUUUUUUUUUUUUUUUACACGUAAGUAAAAUUAUUUAUGGCACUUAAUUUCAUAUAGUUGUCAUUUCCAAAACUGGAACUGUCAUGCAAUAAAUACUACAGAUUUUGUAUA